Messenger RNA from Cherax quadricarinatus, 1233 nucleotides. RefSeq lists its product as uncharacterized. The record is from RefSeq and is a predicted model, not a curated record. Lineage: Eukaryota; Metazoa; Arthropoda; Malacostraca; Decapoda; Parastacidae.
GAGAGCGUGCAACAGCCAACAGAGAGCCAGGUCUCUGUUAGUAACUGGCUCUUGGAACUGUUGGCCUCGUCUGCUGCUGCUGCUGCUGUUGCCUCUUAUGAAGGUGGAAUUCCUGCUACUGGAAGCAGCAGUACCACACUCAAGGCCUGUUGAUGGUGUUGAUAUUUCUGCUGACGGUAACACUAUACACUACAACAUUAAACGAAACCUGCUGACGGCAGUGCUAUAGUGUUCCUGCUGAUGGUGACAGCCAACACCACAUUGAACGAGGCCUGCUGAAGGUAGCUUUAAUAAGGGUGGCAGCCAACACCACCAGACAGCCGACAUAGACAAGACCGCCAGAUAGCUAACAACCACCACGCUCCCUGAAGACCCCACAACCAGGCUAACAACAAGACGUCGGGAAUGUCGGCUGCAUCGCUGCUGCUGCUGCUGCUGCUGCUGACAGCAACUGCUGAAGUUAACCCAGUUACGUCAUUAUCAUACACACACAGGAAGAAAGACUGCAUAUACGCUGAAGGCAGCAUUCUUCUCUCAAUGAAGGUAGGCAGCAACAUAGAGUGUAGCGCAAGCUGUGUACCUCCUGCCUGUGUGGGCUACAACAUAGCACAGAACGGUACAGAGAUGCUGUGUACUAUCUUCUCUAACGUGACUAACUACACAGCAGAUGCCAACACCCGCUACUACUGCUCAGACUGUCGCUACCUUGGAGAGGAGUGUAGCAGUGAUGCGCAGUGCACAGAUAUGACGAUGUACUCUCUCUGCAAUGUCGAAUGCGUGUGUCCGACGGGUUACAUCAACACAAACGCCACCUGUCAGUUUGAUUACAAGGCCGCUGGCUUCACCACUUACCGUGGUCGUUGGGUCUACAUCAAAGACUACAGCCUAUCCUGGAACGGUGCUCUCGACGCCUGCAAGAGUCUACACGCCACCAUGUUCAUUCCCUGGGACGCAACAGACUGGAACUGGAUGAGCUCUAAAGUAUCAUUAAUAACCUUAGGAGCGUACUUUCCCAUCAACGACAUCGCACAAGAGGGUGUCUCCAUGUGGAACAACGGCACUGCUGUUAAGAAUGCGCCGUUCCUGGUCUGGUCUAUUGUGAACUUGAACAACGCGCUACUGGACUGCGUCAUGAUGGCUGUUACGUAUUCACCCACCAAGUCUACCAGCAUUUUGUACGGGUCGUGCAUCAAUAUUUUCACCCAUUCACUGUUUUGCGAGGCUCCUAUGUGA